Cyclospora cayetanensis is the source of this 501-nucleotide messenger RNA. RefSeq names its product HVA22-like protein d. The coding region runs from base 1 to 501 and encodes 166 amino acids. NCBI's taxonomy places the organism in Eukaryota, Apicomplexa, Conoidasida, Eucoccidiorida, Eimeriidae. The transcript has a single exon. The record is from RefSeq and is a predicted model, not a curated record.
AUGGCAUUCACUAUUCUCGGCCCCAUUUUGGGGUCUCUGUUGUGCUUCUCUAUUUGCUUCGUGUAUCCGGCGUCUCUGACUUUUCAGCUAUUGUUGAAGGAGAAGGGGGUACCUUGUGGGGCCCUGAACAAUGACCAUCUACAGCAUGUGGUAUUCUGGAUACUCAGCUCUUGGAUUUGUUGCAUGGAAUCCUUUCCACCCAUCGCACUUCUUUGCCAGUAUAUUCCGCUUUACUAUGAGAUCAAGUGUGUGCUUUUCUACUGGCUCGCUUCACCCCAGUUCAAAGGAGCAGGCUGGCUCUGGCUGAAUGUACUCAACCCCGCCUACGAGAAGGCCGCCCCAGUGUGUUCCCAAAUGUAUAGCGAACAAUGCCAUCCGAAGAUUAAAAGUGCUAUAGAGAAGGUUAUAGGGACAAUCGUAGGCAGGAGGGCUCAGCAGUCCGAGGCCUUCAAUAAGAGCCGACAGCCGUCAAAGACCACCGAUACCGCAAAGGCUGAUUAG